CGGAGUCUCCGCCCCGCCACUUCCGGUCCCGCCGCCGGGAGCCGGUGCGGCUGUUAGGCCCGCGUCUCCCGCCGCCGCCGGCCGGGCAUGGUGUUGGGCGCCGGCCCGCCUCGCCUGUCUCGGGGUGCCCAGAGUAAAGGCAGCAGUAAUGCUAACGUUGGCAAGCAAACUAAAGCGAGAUGAUGGUCUCAAAGGGCCCCGGACAGCUGCUGCUGCGUCUGACUCCACGAGGAGAGUUUCCGUGAGAGACAAGUUACUUGUUAAAGAGGUUGCAGAACUUGAAGCUAAUUUACCUUGUACCUGCAGAGUGCACUUUCCUGAUCCAAACAAGCUUCACUGCUUUCAGCUGACUGUAAUCCCAGAUGAGGGUUACUACCAGGGUGGAAAAUUUCAGUUUGAAACUGAAGUUCCUGACGCGUACAACAUGGUGCCUCCCAAGGUGAAAUGUCUGACCAAGAUCUGGCACCCUAACAUCACAGAGACGGGGGAAAUAUGUCUAAGUUUGCUGAGAGAGCAUUCUAUCGAUGGCACCGGCUGGGCCCCCACCAGAACGUUGAAGGAUGUUGUUUGGGGAUUAAACUCUUUAUUUACUGAUCUCUUGAACUUUGACGACCCACUGAACAUCGAAGCUGCAGAGCACCACCUGCGAGACAAGGAGGACUUCCGGAGCAAAGUGGACGACUACAUCAAGCGAUACGCCAGAUGAUAGGAGGAGCGGACGGCGGGCCCGUGGACCGCGGACCAGCACGGGGCGGCCCCGCUCCCCGGCCUCACACCCCCUCGGCCCGCGGGAUCGCCCCCGGCCCGUGACUGACCGCGCCACCCUGAAGAAGACCGUCCUCCUGACCGCCCGCUGUCGCUGGCGGACGACCACAGUGUCGGGGCCUCCGAAGAGCUGUCUGCUGCCCUUGCCACGGUCGCUCCUGAGACUGUGCCGUCUAGGCCGCCCACGAGGCUUCCCCGCAGUGGUCCUGAGCUCACCCCCAGGCUCGCGCUUGCUCCCCCCCCAGCCGAAUCGGUGUCCCGCACACGUGAUGUAAUGAUGCGUUCAGUGUAACUCGCAGAUUGGCAAUAAGAAACCCACUGCAAACUGAGAUCGGAUGCGCGUUCUCUUAGCUUCUUCCGUGAAUGUCAGCCCUGCCCAGAUGUGAAGCUUCCCAGAAUGCAUUGCCACUCACUGUAGAUCCCACUGAAAUGCGUAUUUUACUUAAUGUAAGUAUAUUUUGGAACAGAUUUGUAAUUUGUACAAUUGAAUGCUUUAAUUAUUUUUUUCUAACCUCA
Perognathus longimembris pacificus (Pacific pocket mouse) is the source of this 1281-nucleotide messenger RNA. RefSeq names its product ubiquitin conjugating enzyme E2 F (putative) (gene Ube2f). Gene Ontology annotation, biological process: protein neddylation. Gene Ontology annotation, molecular function: NEDD8 transferase activity. Gene Ontology annotation, cellular component: nucleus. The coding region runs from base 149 to 706 and encodes 185 amino acids. Lineage: Eukaryota; Metazoa; Chordata; Mammalia; Rodentia; Heteromyidae. The transcript has 10 exons. The record is from RefSeq and is a predicted model, not a curated record.